Gossypium raimondii (Peruvian cotton) is the source of this 2354-nucleotide messenger RNA. Its product is annotated as ATP-citrate synthase beta chain protein 2. Gene Ontology annotation, cellular component: cytosol. The record is from RefSeq and is a predicted model, not a curated record. Lineage: Eukaryota; Viridiplantae; Streptophyta; Magnoliopsida; Malvales; Malvaceae. The transcript is spliced from 16 exons. Gene Ontology annotation, biological process: fatty acid biosynthetic process; tricarboxylic acid cycle; acetyl-CoA biosynthetic process. Gene Ontology annotation, molecular function: ATP citrate synthase activity. Bases 189 to 2015 code for a protein of 608 amino acids.
UCCCUCCAUCCCAUUUUCCCUCUCUUUCUAUAUAAAUCCGCACCUACCCUUUUCAUUCCUCAUUUCCAGCUUUUCUUUUCUAUCCUUUUCUCGUCUCGUCUUUUCUUUUCCUUUCGCGAGGCGAGCGAGCCACUGUAAUCUUUUCCUUUCCUUACAACUUACUCAUCAGGUCUCUUUGAGUCGAAGCCAUGGCCACCGGACAGUUGUUUUCUCGAACAACUCAAGCCUUAUUCUAUAACUACAAACAACUUCCUAUUCAACGCAUGCUUGAUUUCGAUUUCCUUUGCGGGAGGGAAACACCGUCCGUCGCUGGUAUCAUUAAUCCUGGUGCCGAGGGAUUUCAGAAACUCUUCUUUGGUCAAGAGGAAAUAGCGAUCCCAGUGCAUUCAACCAUUGAGGCAGCAUGUGCUGCACAUCCAACUGCCGAUGUUUUUAUUAACUUUGCAUCAUAUCGAAGUGCUGCUGCUUCGUCCAUGUCUGCUCUGAAACAACCUACCAUUCGAGUUGUUGCUAUAAUUGCUGAAGGUGUUCCUGAAUCAGACACCAAACAGUUGAUUGCAUAUGCACGUUCCAACAACAAGGUUGUUAUUGGCCCAGCUACUGUUGGAGGAAUUCAAGCUGGAGCUUUUAAGAUAGGUGACACUGCUGGAACAAUUGACAAUAUUGUUCACUGCAAGCUGUACAGGCCUGGAUCUGUUGGCUUUGUCUCCAAAUCUGGUGGCAUGUCGAAUGAAAUGUACAACACUAUUGCCCGUGUUACAGAUGGAAUUUAUGAAGGCAUAGCUAUUGGAGGAGAUGUCUUCCCAGGAUCCACCUUAUCCGACCAUAUUUUGAGAUUUAACAACAUUCCACAGGUCAAGAUGAUGGUUGUCCUUGGAGAACUUGGUGGACGAGAUGAGUAUUCCUUAGUUGAAGCCCUGAAACAGGGAAAAGUGAACAAACCAGUGGUUGCUUGGGUCAGUGGAACUUGUGCACGACUCUUCAAAUCAGAAGUACAGUUUGGUCAUGCUGGAGCUAAGAGUGGUGGUGAGAUGGAGUCUGCACAGGCAAAGAAUCAAGCACUAAGGGAAGCUGGAGCUGUUGUUCCCACUUCAUAUGAAGCUCUGGAAGCUACAAUCAAGGAAACAUUUGAGCAACUGGUUGAAGAAGGGAAGAUUACACCGGUCAAGGAAGUUAAGCCUCCACAAAUCCCAGAAGAUCUUAACAGUGCUAUUAAGAGCGGGAAAGUUCGUGCUCCAACUCAUAUUAUUUCGACCAUCUCUGAUGACAGAGGGGAGGAACCAUGCUAUGCUGGUGUGCCCAUGUCUUCCAUUGUUGAGCAAGGUCUUGGUGUUGGUGAUGUCAUUUCUCUCUUGUGGUUCAAACGAAGCCUUCCACGAUACUGUACUAAAUUUAUUGAGAUAUGCAUCAUGCUCUGUGCUGACCAUGGUCCCUGUGUCUCUGGUGCGCACAACACUAUAGUGACUGCAAGAGCUGGGAAGGACCUUGUGUCCAGUCUUGUGUCAGGUUUGCUUACAAUUGGUCCUCGCUUUGGUGGUGCAAUUGAUGAUGCUGCACGAUACUUUAAAGAUGCUUACGAUAGGGGUCUUACACCUUAUGAAUUUGUUGAAAGCAUGAAAAAGAAGGGCAUCCGUGUGCCUGGAAUUGGUCACAGGAUCAAGAGAGGGGACAACAGAGAUAAGAGAGUAGAGCUUCUCCAACUGUUUGCUCGCACAAAUUUCCCAUCUGUGAAGUACAUGGAAUAUGCCGUUCAAGUUGAAACCUACACUCUCUCAAAGGCUAACAACCUUGUCCUCAACGUGGAUGGUGCCAUCGGGUCACUUUUCUUGGAUCUUCUUGCUGGUAGUGGAAUGUUCACAAAGCAAGAGAUUGAUGAGAUUGUUGAGAUUGGCUACCUAAAUGGGCUCUUUGUGCUAGCACGAUCCAUUGGUUUGAUUGGGCACACUUUCGAUCAGAAGAGACUGAAGCAGCCACUAUACCGUCACCCAUGGGAAGAUGUUCUCUACACUAAGUGAGAGAACAUUACGAGCAGCAGUUGCAAUCUCCUCGAGCAUUGUUGUUACAGGAGUCCUUGUUUGUGUCUGCAUUUUUAUGGGGUAUGGUGGUUCGGUUCUUAGAUUAUUGUUUGUAAGGUAAGGCUAAAUGGUAGAUCACCAUCAUUUCUAAGUUGUAUUCAAGGUCCACAUAGGAGAGAAAAGAAAUCUCAAAAAUGUUGCGUGAUUCGUUUUUAGUUUUUUACCAGUUUCACGGAUAAAUAAGACAUCUCGUGCACAUUGUAUUGUAAUAUUUUAUGAGAAAUUUCGAAAUUAGGAAUCAUCUAUUCUCGGAUUAUACAAUAAGGUAGUUCAAGUUAA